This is a messenger RNA of Columba livia (rock pigeon), 4085 nucleotides long. It is a transcript of the gene GSAP, whose product is annotated as gamma-secretase activating protein. The transcript has 32 exons. Gene Ontology annotation, biological process: positive regulation of amyloid-beta formation. NCBI's taxonomy places the organism in Eukaryota, Metazoa, Chordata, Aves, Columbiformes, Columbidae. Gene Ontology annotation, cellular component: trans-Golgi network. Bases 58 to 2766 code for a protein of 902 amino acids. The record is from RefSeq and is a predicted model, not a curated record.
GCGCCGCCGCCGGUUGAGUGACACACUGGGCAUCGAGAGGGCCGAGAGGGCGGGCCCAUGGCGGCGGCCUCCGCCCCGAAAGAGCCGGUGGAAGCGCGGGGGGAGCUCCGGCGGCUGGAGCGGAGUCGGGUGGUGCCGGGGCGCGAGGAGGGCGCUAUGCUGCUUCACCUGGUACCCGAGUUUGACCUGCGGAGGGAUGUGGUGCCCUGGCUGGCGGCGCGGGGUUGGGCCGCGGCUCUAGAUACUUCUGAGAAUUCAUCAGCACUAUAUGUUGUAAAUGUUGAAAGAAAUGGAAAAGUUAUUUAUACCUGGAAGGGAAAUCAGAGAAAUACUCACAUUGGAUUGUACGAUCUUCAAACUAAACAAAAUGAGCACCUCUAUAUGUUUGAGAGGGAUCUACGCAUAAUCAGUUGUUCAGUCAACAACGAAAGGACAUUAUUGGCGGUCAGCUUCCAUCAAUAUACAGAGGAAGAAAGAGUAAGUCAGCUGUUACAAUCAGUAUCCAAGUAUUUAGCCUUACUAAUUGAAAUUCAUCCCAUUAAUAAUGUGAGAGUCCUAAAGGCUGUGGACAGCUGUGUUCGAGUACAGUUUCUUUAUCCAACUGAAGGCAGAAAUACUCCCACAGGAAGUCGCCUCUUGCUAGUUUCAGAAGAUAAAUAUAUUGAACAAUUUGACAUUCAUGUUAUUGAAGAAGAACAACACAGAGUGGUGAUUCAAGACUCAGGUCAGCUUCCACGGGCCAGAGUUGCAGAUGACCUCAUUUGGGCACAAUGGGAUAUGAUGGAACAAAGACUCUUCUAUAUUGUUCCCAAGGAAUCAAGGAGUAUUUUAAAAUGCAUCCAGUUUUACCCUGAUGAAAAUUUUUACUCAACACUGGAAUCACACCUGGAUAUUUCUGUAAAUGACACACAAUUAAAGCUGUUAGACACUGCCUCUGCUCUUUUCUCCUCCAACUUGCCGUUUCCCGGCAGCCUGCACAUUCAAAGACUUGUGAAUUUUGGGUAUGAUUACUGUCAAGACCAAGAUGUUGCAUCUAAAUCUUUGAAUCUUCAGGUUUUUACAAGUAAAGCAGGAGGCUUGUGUGUUUGUUGUAAUCUAGCCUCUGAUAUUCCCGAUGAAAUAAGAUACUCCAUAUAUUUUUUACACAAAGGUUACAACAAAACUUUUACAGUUUCUCUAGAAAGAACAGAAACUCAUCAAUUGAAGGAAGUGGCUUUUAUGAAUCUUGACUAUUAUGUGGCUGCUUAUUUGCCUGGCCGGUUCCUGCACCUUCUGAAUAUUCAGCAUCCUGACCUGCUGUGCUAUAGUCUGUUUCUGACAGGUGAGGAUGCAAGAAUUGACAUGUUGCAAAACUGCUCCAUCCAAUCCCCACUCAAGUCAACAGUCUUGGAUUGCAAUGCAGGAAGUAUAUAUUCUGUGAGCAUCAGUGAGAGUGCAGUACUACGCUUCCUACAGAACAGCAAACGAGACAGUGAGAGAUUGGCAGCUCUACAUUGUGCUCUGUUGUACUUCCGACACACGGAAGACUUGGAAAUGCAGAUUAUUUGGUGGAUAUCUGAGAACCUGUCAACAUGUCAUUCUUUUGACCCCAUUCAAGAAUUUAUCAUUGCCUCCCUGUACUGCAGAAUGUGUCCAGAAACUCACAACCUGGAUAAACUUUUGCCUUACACGUCACUGCUUGACUGGAUGGGGAUUAUCCCUGGAGUAACAUGUGUGACAGACAUUAUUUCUAUACCUGUGUUAGAGUUCCAAAACUCUAAAGGCUUCUGGGAGAAACUCAACUCAAACUUGGAGAGUGUGAAGUAUGCAGAGCCACACUUGCAUUACCACAAUAACGUGCUCAGGAAGGAAUGGCUUAACCUUUCAGAAGAAAGAGAGGAAAGAAGAACCACAGCAUAUUUGAGGCAUAUUUUUGAUAAUGCCAAAAAGGUGCUUUCUCAUCUGGACACUUGGUACUCUGAGGAAAGGCUGGUACCUCUCUUUCAAGAGGAGGAUUAUCAACAGCAAUUGCUGAUGGGACUGAUGGUUGCUCAGCUGAAGGAUCACCUUAUGAGACAUUUGCAGUAUGUAGGAAAACAGAAGAUUGACCAAAUAGUUCUGGAUUACGUUGCAAACCUGCUGAAUCUGGUACAUCGAAUAAUGAAAGAAGUUUGGAGGAGACACCAGCUUCAUUCCUGCAUCUUCUGCUUUGAUGAGCGAGGAAGUGCAGCAGAGUUUGCAGUGUUCCACUUCAUGAGUCGCAUUCUGCAAGCUGCAAGUGGCUUGUGCCUGCCUUUGCCUCCUGGUUUUCACACUCUGCACUUGGGGCUUGGUGUUCGAUGUCUCCCUCUGCACACCCUCCUGCACUACAUUGAUAAUGGAGUCUUGCAUUUGACAGAAACAUGUGUCAGGAAGUUGCUGAAAGAUCUGGAUGACACCGAGAAGAAUGAAAAGCUGAAGUUCAGUAUUGUCAUGAGGCUUCCAGAGGCUCUUGGUCAAAAGGUCCGCCAGUUUUGGAAUCAUCCAGUCAAUGCUAAUUUCAUUGCACGGAAAUAUGUGAAACUUUUGCUUGAGAAGCUGGGGAGCAGGCAGUGCAGCAGGCCUAUCCCUGAGAGACUCUCAGUCCCUCUAGAGUUUUUGCCACUUAACUACCUGACCAGUAUGCUGACAGAGAUAGAGAAUCAAGGUGUGCAUCCAUAUGAAAAACAGGACCAUGUUAAUGUAAGAUUUGUAGAGGAAACAGCACUCAGACACACUGUGAUGCUUCUGGGCCUCAAAUAUUCCUGAAAUAACAGGCUGCUGAAGAAGGCUGUCUAGCUGUGGUGCUCGUAUAAAAGUAUUCACACAGAAGUAUGCAACUAAUGUGGUGGGGGUUUUGUUGUUGUGUUGUUGUGGUUUUGUUGUUGUUUGGUGUGUUUUUUUGUUUUUCAUUUUUUUAACUUAAGUGUUAUGUUGUUUCCCAAACAAUCUGCAGUUUUGGGUAGCCACCAUUACUGACAUAGGCUACUCAAAAUAGUGCUUGGCCCAGCGUAUUAAGGCUGAAAUUACUGACUUCUAGAUAAAACCUAGAGAAAUGCAUCUGACAGAAACCUGGAUUUGAAAUAGAUCUGUGGUUUCAUUUUGAAGUUGUUGAACAUGUAGAACUAUAGCAGGUAUCAAAACAUGCUGUGAAAAUUGAUAUUAGUGUCAAUUAUUUUAACAAGAUGGGCAUUCCUGAAAACAGUGAUCCAGUUGUAUUGUACAGGAACAAGAAACUGGUAACUGUUUGCUCAUUCAGAUUAAUAGAAGGAUUCCUUGGUGGUGUUAUGUAAGGCAGGGAAGAAUAACAAAUGGUGGAUUAGUUUUUGUAUAUAAUUCAUCAGUAAUGAUGUAUUCAUUCCUGUGGUGGUCACAUCUUAUCUUACUGUACUUCUGCCUUGAGUUGGAUUCUAAUAUAUUCAGUUUUGUAAUUAGCACAAAAUAUAAUCCCUUUGAAGUGCAUAUGACAGGGUUUUUUAAGAUAUGUAUAAUAUACUGUAAGCAAUACAGGAUAAGAGAAGUUAUUUGGAAAUUUAUCUUAACAGUGGCUUGGACAGAGUUUCACUUAAUUCUUGCGUUAUAACUUUUACAGUUAAAAUCUGAGCUUCAAAGAGAAAUUAUGGAGGUUGUUUUUCCUUCCAGACAUGCAGGAUUUUUGCAGUCUUUACGGGACUUAAACACCUAUUUAAGUUUGACUGUUAGACUAGUGAAACACAUUGACAGUUUGAUAGAUUUUGGAGGUUUUCAAUAACAACCUCAUCUGUGCUCCCUGAGUAGUUUCCGCAGAUGCUUCCUGUUCCUUACCAGUGAAAUAAAAAGAUGCAGUUCUCAGGAGUGGCUUGGCAAGUUCCUGGUCAUUCCCUUGUCAUUGCCAUCAGUGGGGUGGAGUUUUGGCUUUCUCAGGAAGUGCACAGAGGGAAGGGAUAUUUUUCUGAAAAUAAUUAAAAUUUGUCUGGCAGGAAGCUGUGUUGGUGUAUUUGUGUAAGUGACGGGGACUUUGUAUUAAUAAUAAAGACAAGAUUUUUCUAGCCUUUUCUUUAUAAUGAAAUGUAUUAGAUGCAAUAAAACUUCACCUGGAAAAAAGUAAA